AUGUUGACUCCAAGAUUUUCCUUAUCUCAGGAUGCGGACUUUGUUUAUAUUCACAUAACAGCACCUUACAUAAAGGUGUCAGAGUCGGAAUGUUAUAUACAGGACGACGAGUUUUAUUUUUACUCACAGCCUUAUUAUUUGCGACUGCAUCUACCCGGGCAGAUUGUCGAGAACGAACUGUCAACAUCGAAGUAUGAUGUCGACACGGGGCAGCUUACAGUCCGCGUCGCUAAAGAAACUAAAGGGGAAACAUUUGAAGGGCUCGACAUGUUGACUAAGUUGUUAACGCCAAAAGCACAUGCGUGCCGAAAUAGAGAAAUUGAAGUUUUGGGUAAUUCAGAUGAACAGCCGUGUGACAGUAAAAGUAAAAUAGUUGAGGCACAUGGCGAAGUUUCAGAUGAUGAAGAAGCAGCAGAUGAUGAUGAUGAAUUCGACUGGUUUCUUGAACAGAAAAUUAAUGAGUCACCAUGUCAUGUACUCACCAAAGGGCCACGUUAUGGAUUUGCACACAGAAAAUCAAAUGUUCUACAGGAUUUAAUAACCGGUUUACCCGAGCUGUUGGAUUUGAAAGAUCCUGACCAUGUUCCUUCAAAUGAAAGACGAGCACUUCGAGAGCUGCAGGAGAAUGAACAGUUUAACUGUGAGCAUUACUUGGCUGAUCUGUUCGAUGAUGAAGCCAUCAGAGGCCUGGUAUUGCCAGAUUAUCCUGAACUUACAGGCACAGCAGGUGAAGAAACUGUUUUUAAUGAGGCAGAAAAAGAAAAACUCCGGCAACUUCCUCGGAGGGAAUAUAUCAUCAGUGAUUCAGAGCUGAAAACUACAUAUUUGGGACUUGUCGACCUAGUUUUUGCAUAUGCUUACAAUUUCCGCUUCACACAAGGGGAAGGUAAUGUAGAAUCCGACUGGACAAUUUGCAAACUCAGUUCUACAUUAUCGUGGCUAGACUCUUUUGAUAACAUCCAAGAUGUUGUCGUCAGCUGUGCUCGGCGCUCUUUAUGUUUCCCACUUUACAGGAGCUGGGAUUUGUUCACCCGGGUGUUAAAUGAUGUGAAAACCAUUUUUAUGAUGGGAAGAUCUCAGGUUUUGAAAUGUUUGUUAGGAAUUCACACAAUUUUAAAGGAAAGUGAAACUCGGUAUCCACUAAAUGAUUUAUACAUCAUUGACUAUUGUGUAUGGUUGCAGAGUGCAGAUUCAAAGAGGAUAGCAUCUCUUGGCAAAGCUUUGGAAGAAGUGAAGCUAUUGAAAGCAGAUUUGGGUUUGAGACUGGAGGAGAUGGAAGCUGAUGCAAGAAAGCUGACAGAUGAAUGUCAGGUUAAUACAAGUUGUCAUAGUUCUGAGGGGAAGCAGGGAGACAUUGAAAGGCUUGCAGAAGCUUUAUCUGACAUUGUUAAUAUCAAAGAUUCUGUUGUUGAUAGUGAUGAUGAUGAGUGUGACAGUAGUGAUGAGGAUUCUGAAAGUGAUGAGGAGAGUACUGAUAGUGAUGAGACUGACGAUGAAACCGGUAGUGAUGAUUGCAAGACUUGUGAUGAUAGUCAUUGUAAAGAAGAAGGGAAGGUAAAACAAGUAUCAGUGUGA
Messenger RNA from Candidula unifasciata, 1575 nucleotides. The record is from the annotation of a GenBank genome assembly. Lineage: Eukaryota; Metazoa; Mollusca; Gastropoda; Stylommatophora; Geomitridae.